UUUCUUCAAUUCACAGUGGGUAGGAAAUACACAGGCUGAAUGUGUAAGCACUGUAGAUAAGGAGCCCAAAGAGCUGCUUACAAAACAAACCAGAACACAAAAAACAAUUGUCUUCAUUUUUUGAGACAGUAGGCCAGGCUGGCCCUGAACUCACGGAAGCAUUUACUGUAAACUGGUCCUUCUCUCUACACUUCCCGCAUGCUACAGCCAUAGUCAUGUGCAGCCCUGCCUGGCCAGAAAAAAAGCAGUUUAUUUAUUUUACAUGUACAUGUGAGACAGGGCUCAGUAGGUAGCUCCGGCUGGCCUGGAACACACAAAGAUCUGCCUGCCUCUGCCUCCUGAGAUCUGGGAUUAAAGGUAUGUGUCACCAUGCCCUGCCUAAGAAAAGCAAUUUUUAAGGACAGUCUACUUUCCUAGAAAGUAUCAAAAGGUGAAACAGAAAUAGGGUAACUGUGGACUUCUGGGGAAGAGGAAAACUGAGACUCUUUUUCAUAGUGAGAAGUGCCAGGUUAGAAGGCCCGUCCCACUGUUAGUUUGCGACAGGAGAUUGUAUUUAGAACAGUUCAUAGCAGAGCAGGUUUUUCUCCCCUCUGGUUUAAGCGGUCAGCUUCUUGGCCCUGGAAAUGUGACCACACCACGUGUCACCUUUCCUCCUCAAGAAUAUGAGCUCUGUCAUUUAAAUUUAGAAAGUUAAAAAAAAAAAAAAAAUCCCAACCAGGGCCAUAACAUAGCCCUUUAAUUUUGUGCCUUUGUUUCCUGAGCACUUAGGAAAAUGGCUGACCGUAUUUCAUUUACUAAUAAAAUAUUUUUUUGUGGAAACAUAGGGCUGGAUUUUAACUAAGUGGUAAAGGGUUUGACCUAGGUUCAACUCCCAACACAGAAUUUAUGUGUGUGUUGGUAAAACAAAUGACCAUACAAAAAAUGUAGCCAUUUACAAAUACUUGAAUAUGUCAAAUAAGAAUUGAGAACUUUCUCACACAAGUAUAAGAUGGUUAAAACAAACAAACAAAACAGCACUUAAGAUUUCAGAGUGGGAAGACUUGGUUCAGAAUCAGUCUUCCCUGUUGAAGUCUGCCCAAGGCAAGAAUGACAGAGCCUUGGCUUUUCCUUUACCGUGAGAGUUCUACUAAUCCUGCCUUACUAGGUAAAUGUAAGAAGUACAGCACCCAGGAGGGGGUCAGCAUUUGGGGAAAUGCUAAAUGCUAACUCAGUGUUCUCAGCCUUCUUCUUAAGGCUGCAACUCAUAUUGUACUGAUCCCCAACCACAAAAUUGUUUUCAUUGCUGCUUCAUAACUGUAGUUUUGCUACUGUUAUAAAUUGUAAUGUAAAUCUCUGAUACGUGGGCCCUGUAAAAGGGUCAUCUGACACCCCCACACACAGGGGUCGAAACCCACAGGUUGAGAAUCACUGCUAAAUGCUUUUUUAAUCUGUUGCCCCCGUGGAGGGUGGGGGGGGGGGUAAAGAACAGUUCCAAAGGUUAAAGUCUAAAAGCAACAUGGAGGAUAUAUUCUUAGUAACUGAGUUGGAGUGUUCUAACUUGUUUUCCUGUUUGUCUUCUCGGUGGCUUAUUUGCUAUCCUGGGUUCCUAAAGGGAGAAAGUAAAGACUGUGGUGGAACAAAAUGGUGCAGGAACAGUAACCACAUCGCAAGUUACUCUGGAGUUUGUUUUGGUCGCUGAGGUGACAUUUAAUCACUAAGAGACAGCCAAGAGUGGCUUUGUCACUCCACCAUAACGACUGAACAAAACAAAUCUUGCAUUACAGUCUACCUGCUUGCCAAGGCCACUGACUCUGGGUGGGCAGAGCUUUCUCUCAGACGGGCAUUCUCUGGGCAGCUUUGGUGUUGCUAGAGUAACUUCCUUGUGGAAACAGGAAUGAUUUCAUUAAUGUUUUGACUUGACCGAAAAAGAAGUCUUUGAGUUAUUUAAUUAGAAAUUGGAAGGAAAAACAAAAAAAAGAAUUCGAACUUUCGAGCCAAGGCUCAAAACUUCCAUGAAGCUGAAGCCAGAACGUUCCAGUGUUGGGAGCAGCUGUUCUCGGAUUCAGAAAACCAGCAAACAGAAAGCAUGGAUGGCUUGUGCAAGCUCUCCUCCACGGAAAGGGUACAGCUGCUGGAGAAGGAGCUGGCAGAAAAGCUAAGCGAAUUGAAGGCCGCGCUGGGAGAACGGGGCCUCCUUCGGGGACCAGCCAGCUGGGGCUUCAGCUCCGUUCAAAUACCAAAGGAUGUUGCUCACUUCAGACGCGAACGGGAAGCGGCCCUGAAGAGAACCCUCCGGGUGGCGGAGUCCAAACCCCUUGUUAUUCAGGCAGAUGUCCUGCAGAGGGAGCUAGAGAGCUGCCUGAGGAGAGAGUACACGCCGGAAAACCUUCCUCUGCUCCUGCUGCAGUUUUACACAGAGAGAAUCACACAGCUGGCCCAGAGCAAGUAUUUGCACAUGCUGAGGUGGAAACGGCUUUGCCAGACCAGUAAGACCAUGGAAGAGCUCUACCCUCUCUACAAGAAACAGGUCGGCUACAUCACACACGAGUUCAGUGACACAGUUCAGAGAGCGGAAAGGCUGUCGGCUGCUCGGGAAAACUUCCUUAUGGGAAGAAACAACCCCCCCAACCUCGUGACUCUGGAAGACCUGGCGAUUUACACCAGGUGGCUCGUGUGUCACCUGCACUCUCUCAGGACCGUUCACCACUACCUGAAGGCUCUCCAGUAUUUGCCCAUCUCCAAGAUGCUGCAUCCAGCUGAUAAGCCGGUCUCUGAACUUAGCGAGGUAAAAGAAAACGUCUGUGUCGCCGACCUUAACUCAGCAUCUCCUGGUCCUGGGGAGGCCAGUGUUUCCGGGCCCGGGAGAACAGAUGCUGCGUCUCUCCUGCCUCAGCACGUGACGGACAGGGACGCGCUAAAACCCCAGCUGCGGCACCUCCUCUCCCAUUUCCACGUCCCCUACGACUUGCAAAAGCUGAGGGACUCGGCCGAAGAGAUGGAACUUUUUUCCUUGGUUUCUCAGCACUUCCAAAGCAUCUUCCUGGAGCAACAGAGGAUGUGGACGUUCCCAGACUACGAAGCCUGGAGAGCCAAAGUGCAGACGAUGGCUUUGCCGGGACCUGCUGCCACCCUGAGAAAGAGAGCCAGCUGGAGUCCCUUUGUGAAGGUCAAGCCAAAAUGUGAUCCUUGGCAGAAGAAGAUGUUGACCAGACUCAAAGAACGGGGAAGAAUAGAUGAACUAAUGCGACUCCAGUCAAAGUUUCUGAAGGUUUCUGACCCUGUGCAAGUCAUGCAAGGGCUCCAGGAUCACGCUGCAAAGACAGUGAAUGUGGCUCCUCAUCACCCGCCAUUCACGAUUUCUCAGGCCCUGCAUCCGGACACCUAUGACCACGUCUGGCAGAAUAUUUACAGCAACCCCAAGUUCUACCAGGCUGAAGAUUCGAAGGAUGACAGCCUUUCAGUGGAACCAAGAGACGAUGACCUGGCAAAAACACAUCUCAGCCAAAGUUCUGAUGGCUCUCUUCAGCAGAAAACAGCGACAGGGUACAGCUAUGCUGUGGCCCUACAGCUGCUGGGCCUGAGUGAUGGGACCGAGCCUGACGGGAAUCCUGUCCUGAUGAGAGGGGCCUACUUAUCCUUCCUCUGCUUGCGCCACCUGCGCAUCCGGGACUUACAGCGCAUCUGUUUGGGAGUUCUUAACUUCUUCAGAUCUGUUGAGCGAUCCUUGACAAUUAACACUGCAGGCCUUACCUUGGUUUCGGGGAACCUGGUCCCCACCGCAGAAGAUAGUUCCUGGGUAAAUAUGGCAAAAGGAGGCUUGGGUACCUUGCAAGGCCUAGGAGCUCACCACUAUGUCCACGGGACUCCUGCUGAGCACAAGGUCCAAGGAGUCCAGUUCUUGGAGUUCUCGGAAGUUCAGAACCAGGACGACUUCUACAGCACCCAAGCUGGCUGUGUCCACACUCAGGACCAGCUCGGCGAGUACGUCAUGUACGAUGAUGCCCUGCGGGAUCUGAAGGAGCUGGAGUCAGAGCUGCUGCUCCUUGCCAGCCAUUACAUUGAGAAAGAAAAAAGUCACAAGGAGGAUAGCAAGUCAGAGAGCAGCCAGCGCUGGGGCUGGGCCCAUGGCAGCGUGGACAGGUUCGAGGUGCUGUAUGACCUGUGGACCUGCGAAGCAAACCUUCUAGAAAGCAAACGCCAGCUUCUAGAUAAUUACCUGGAAGCCUACCAGCACACGCUGGACCCCAGGGGGAGGUUCACCUUGGCGCAAGCAAUGACUGACAUCAUGUACCGACGCCCCAAGUUUGAUCUCGCUCACUCGUAUUUCACCGAGGCCUACCAAGACGAUUGCACCAGCCUGAAGCUUCACCUGCAGCUAGCCAGGGCCGUCGGCAGCCACCAUCUAGAGCAGCAGCGGGAAUAUGUCCAGAGGCUCUGUCCAGAGGACCUCCCCGAGGCUGGAAAGACGUUCGGACUUCCCCUGGACAUAAUUUGCAAGCACUUUGUUUCCUUCGGCAACGGCUGCCCAGCUUCAGAAAACGCCCGUCUGUUGGAGGUCCACCCGUCCCUUGGCCUGCUUGGGCUCAUCCCGGAAGCUCUGGAGCACGUGUUGCGCGAGGCUCGCCACGCCCGCAAGCCUGCGUCACCCAGCAGGCUCGCCCAGCUGGAGAAACGUGUCCUGCAGCUUGCCCUGGACCUGUGGCUCACCCCGGCCAAGGCCGAGGCCUGCUACAGCGCGCAGCUCCAGAGAGAUCUCUUCUCAGCUAACGUGAUGGGUGAUCCCUUUCUCGUGGAGGAGGUGGGCCUGCUUGCACUCAGGUCUGCGGUGGACAAGGGACAGGAAGAGGGCCAAGAUUUCCACGCCCUGCUCCUGGAGACAUUUUCCAAACUUCUAGAAGUCCUGACCCUCCGUCACCGGCUGAUAGAAGCAAGUGUGGAGAGCGCCCACUUGGCUGGGCUGUACAAGGAAUUGGCACAGGAGAUGAGUUUUGAAGAAUCCCAUUUGUAUCUGAGGCCUGUUCCCUUUGAGUUCGCAUCACACAAGGACAGGGUGGAGCCACCCCUUCCGGUCUUUAUCACUUCUCUGCUGGAGGACAGCAGCCAAAUAGACAGGUACUCCCCCGCCACCCUCUCCUUAGCCAUCUCUGAGCUGGAUGAUAACCAAAUCGGCAAAUUCAGCUUUUAUACAAAAGAAACCAUCCUCAAGCUCUUGUUGCAUUCUGGAGUGGAAAAUAUGCAAGUGACCCUCGCAUGUCAAACUGUACAGAAAAAUGCUUUGAUGGUGGCCAUUCAACAGGCAUCCUUCUAUCACAUCCCUGGAGUGGACAGCCCUGUUGAUAGCAAGGAAGUGAGUUCAGACCUGAGGCAUCAUGGCGGAGUGAGUUCAACCAGAAGAAGAGAGUCCAGAGCUACGAAUGGCACAGAGCGCUUGCUCUUAGCCCCGACUCCAAAAGCCCCCGACACCCUUACCCGUUCUUCAGAAGGAUUUAAGACUUCUAAAAGCCCUCCAGAGGCCUUCCUAUCUAUUCAGCUAGAAAAGGCGGGCUUGCGGGACAUGAUGCUGAACAGCUUCCUGCAGAGGAAACAGACGGUGGCCGACAGGACACAGAGCCCCGAUGACAUUGAAAAGGUCAAGAAGGAACUAAUAGUUGACUAUUGCCAAAAGUUGAACCGCCGCACUUCUCACUACGCCCUCCGGGGUCAAAUCAUGGCGUACUGCAACAGCCUGAGAGCCCUGCUAGAAGACUUUCCUACCAUCAGGGACACCUUCUUCAUGGUGGGACAGCCAAAUGAAAAGAAGGGCUUGAAGGACUCCAGUGGGGAACUCAAGGCUGACCCCAGGCGUUUUCAGCCUAGGCCUCGGAGUGUGCUGUCAGCUGAUGGAAGACGCUUCCUCAAUUUAUGGUUUAUUCCCCAUCCUUCCGAAGUGCUGUUUAUGUUCAAAACUCUGCCAGAGGAGGAAGCUUUCAGAGCCCUGAAGCUGACUCUCCAGGUUGUAGCUCCUCUCCAUGACAUUGUGGCCUACCUUUUCGGUUUUGCCAAACUUGGCAAUUGCCCAACACGCUUCGACUUUCCUCUGAGUCCUAACCCUUCGAGGAGUGACUGGGGAGGAGCCGAGGGCAUUGGGACUGAGCUCCAAGAGCUGCAGAAAAUGAUUGACAGUCUCCAGAGCCCCCAGGACCCCAGCCAGGUGGCCGAGGCCCUCCUCCUGCGCAGGGAGGUGACGUUGCUCCGGUUCGAUGCCGCGGUGAGACAUCUCCACCGAACAUUUUUGGCAGUGGGAAAUGCUCCCGCCUACCAGUCUGUCGCAGAGGGCCUGUGCCACGGCUCGCCACCACUGAGCAACUGUCUCAGGAAGAGCAUCUUCUCUUCACAGCUCAGCCUGCCCCAGCCGCUGGAGCCUCGGAGCCUCGAAGCGUCUGCGCUGUUCCCGUGGAGGGCGUUUCUAGAAGAUGGUGGACCGUUUCCAGUUACGAGCAGCCUCCCGAACACCUUGGAGUAUGACAUGCAGAUGUGUCUCUGCGGGCUGAGUGACCGUGACCGCAAAGUGGCCCACGGAGAGCUGGUGGGUGUGCAGAUGCUAAUGGGAGACAUACUUCUGAGCAGCCGUCAUGAGAGCAGGAAGGGCCCCCCCACAUGGCAAGCAGAACCGGAGACUGCACAGCCAGAUUGGCCCAAACUGCCAGAACUCUGCCGGAAUCAGUUGGGAAGUCACCCGACGGCCUCCACACUGCUGGAAGACCCGGAAGACCCGGAAGACCCGGAAGACCCGGGUGAUGUGGUGGCUUCCCUUGCUCUGCUAAAGUCCUUCCUUAUCCUGUGGAAGCAGCUGGAAGUGCUAAAGGAACACUGGGGUCGACUCAAGCUUCGAGGCCGGGAUGUCAACUCUGGGCCCCUCCACAAGCAGUUCUCAGAGCUCUACGAAGCUGACAUUUUCUACCCCAGCAUGAAAGCUUUGGCCAGGCAGAUGGGUAAAGAAGAUGAAUUUGAAGGUCUUAUAGUAAGAAGCCAGUCUGUUCUUCCCCCAAAGGGAGCCUCAGAAAUUGAAAUAAAAACUCAGCAGCUUCAGAAACUUCUGGAAAGUUUAGAAAUUCAUAUGAUCCAAGAAGUACUGAGAAAAGUUCAUCAAGAGAUGACACUGUUUCUAUCAGAAAAGUCCAAGAAGGAGUCUACCCUCCCAACAGAUCUUUGGAAACACCAAGUCAUGAAAGAGAACUUCUCAGUUGGGAGGCCCCAGAUAGUUGAGAGAUUUGUACAGAGAUUAAUGGAGAAUUCCCAAGGCAAUGGACCUGAGAUCACUUUCAGGAGGGAGCACCUUGAAGCCUGCCUCGUCUCCUUGGGUUGCGAUGUCAUGGCAAGAGAACGCAGCAACUUCGAGACCUACUCCAUGUGUUACAAGCAUGUGCUGCAACACGCCAGGCAGAAGCUCAGCCAGAAGGAGCAGGAAGCAGACUUGCUUCGAGAAGGUCAAGUUCCUCCUGGAGACUGUGUUGGCCAGGUUGCAGAUCUCAGUCACGACAUGAUCAUGGAAAUCACUGCUCUGAGGGCAAAGCUCACCGACCUGGAAGAGGAGAAUCUGCAUCUGAAGAACCAGAUUAGGAAAGAAGUCCAGGAAGAAUACAGAGCAUUGGUGCAGGCUCUGUUUAUGAGCUGUUCACACAUAAAGGAGCAGCUGGACAAAAACCAGUUUGAUUUGAUCCAGAAAGUGCGUGAGCUCAUCGGGGAAGUGAGAGCUGAAGGGAUUGCCAGCGUGAAGCAGCUGAAGAAAACCUGGGGCUCUGCCAGACCUGGGGAAGGAACGAAAGAGAACGCAGCCAAAGAGCAGCUGCAUGCCUGGGAGCCGGACAGCAGCAGCAUCCUGGCUGCUCUAGUGUGCAAAGCUCGGAGCCUGGGCCGCUGGCGUCUGGCUGUGCAGCAGGCACACUUCAGCCGUCAGCUGAGCAGAGCAGAGAAGGAAUCUGUUCACAGGAAAAAGGAGUGCUUGAGAAUCAAGCUAAUGGCAGAGCAAGAAGUGGCUUUACUUCAGCAGCAGCUGCUGGCUGCCAGGCAGGCCCUGACCAAAGCUCAGACUGAUAACAGGAAGCUGUGGAGGCAGCAGAAUACCCAGGCUCAACUGCUGAGGGAGCUGGAACAUAGAGUGACUCAAGACUCUGUCACUCGGCAGCAACUGGAUAUCAUCAAAACAUCUGGCAUGGAGAAGCUCCUAGAAGAUGUACAGCGAAAAGAACAACAACUGCAGCUCCUGACAGAAGAGGCUGAGCGGGCUUCCAAACUAGGCCAGCUGCAGCAGAAGAAGAUGGACAGAGACCUGAGGCAGAUGAGAAGCCGGCUCGCUCAGGAGCGCAGUGUGAAGCUGGAGGCCUUCCAACGAGUGCAGGAGCUAGAGAGUCAGCUUCGGGACACCGAGCAGCCAUCUGUCCAGAUGGGCUCUUCAGGCGGUCUUAUAUCCCAGACCCGCUGCUGCCUAAAUUCUGCUUCAACAUUAUCCAGAUACUCUCACCAACAGUUUUUAAAGACUAAUCUUCUGGGCAGUAAAAUGACAAGGAUUCAAAGACCCAAGACUGUACCAAUUAAACACAACAAAAGGACCAAAGGUGGCUCUCUACCUAGUGUGGCAGAAAGUGUUCAACUUCCAACGUUUCAAGCCCAAACAGCUCCAUCCAGAAUUUCAUGCAGACCUGAAAGUAUGUGGCAGACAGUAUUGAAGAACGAAGAUGAAUUCAUCGUGAGUGUCCCAGAUGAAAGCUGAUUUGGUCCCAGAGCUGAAAACAUUCAACCACUGGUUUGCAUUCUACAAGCUAUCUCUGGCUACUGGCUGCCUGCGGUCUCUGAGUUUUAUAUAACAAGGGAGGUAGGGCGGGCCAGGAGGGAGGACCUUAAUGCUGAGCCAUCUUUACUGAGAAGUAAAGACCCAGAACCUAGAAGCUGGUUCUUCUAGGAUCUCCAUUCGGUUCCAGCGCGCACAUGACAGUUGACAGUUAUCUGUACCUAGUUCCCUGGACUCUGUGGGUACUGGGCAUGCAUGUGGUAUACAUACAUACAUACGUGCAAGCAAACGUAAUAAUAGUUAAAACAUAAGAAUCCUUUUGGGUGGGGGAGGCUGGAGAGAUGGCUCAGUGGUUAAGAACACUGUCUGCUCUUCCUAAAUGGAUCCGGGUUCAAGUCCCAGCACCCACAUGGCAGCUCACAACUGUUUCCAUUUCCAAGGGAUCUGACACCUUCACACUGAUGCACAUAAAAUAAAAUAAUUUCAAAAAAAUUCUUUUUUUUUU
Messenger RNA from Meriones unguiculatus (Mongolian gerbil), 9251 nucleotides. RefSeq lists its product as uncharacterized. NCBI's taxonomy places the organism in Eukaryota, Metazoa, Chordata, Mammalia, Rodentia, Muridae. The record is from RefSeq and is a predicted model, not a curated record. The coding region runs from base 2066 to 8728 and encodes 2220 amino acids. The transcript is spliced from 48 exons.